AUGUCGGCGAUACCAAAUCUACCCAUAGAUGAGCUACCGAUGAUGCAAUUCAAUGGUCAAGUAAAUGGCGUCACUGCACAAACACCUUUCAAGCUCCACGAUGCGCCCGUAGAGAACUUGCGUCGAUUAAAGGUCAUCGUCAUCGGUGCAGGUUACUCUGGCAUCUAUUGCGGAAUUCGCAUACCUGAGAGAUUGAGAAAUGUUGAACUAGUGAUCUACGAGAAGAAUGCUGGGGUUGGGGGAACUUGGUAUGAAAACAGAUACUUGGGCUGCGCGUGCGAUAUACCUUCGCACUCAUACCAGUAUUCUUUCCAGCCAAACCCAAAUUGGUCAUCCUUGUACGCGCCAGCGGCAGAGAUUCAAUCCUAUCUCCAAGAUGUAGCGCAAAAAUAUUCUGCGGAUCGCUUCAUCAAGCUGCGCCAUCAGGUCGACGGUUGUCACUGGGAUGACAAGACGGCCAAAUGGAACGUCACAGUAAAGAACCUGGCGACAGGAGAUACCAUCCAUGAUCAGGCAGAUGUGGUGAUUUCUGCAAGGGGUGGCUUGAAUAUCCCGUCCUGGCCGGAUAUUGAUGGUUUAGAGACUUUCAAAGGCGAAGUCAUGCACUCCGCCGCGUGGAAAGAAGACUAUGAAUUUGAAAAUAAGCGCGUUGGAGUAAUCGGCUCAGGCUCAUCUUCCAUCCAGAUUGUACCCAAUCUUCAGCGUCUACCAGGCACACACGUCAGCACAUUCGUGCGCAGUAAGACGUGGAUCUCCCCACCUUUUAGCUACUCACUCUGGGAUAAGUAUGGCUUUCAAGGGACGGCUAUUCCCAAAGAGCUUCGUGACCGCUUCGCCAAUGAUCCGGAAUACUAUCACGAGUUCAGGCUCGCAGUCGAAGAAGAUGGAAACGGGAUCCAUGCCUUUACCCAGAAAGGAACGCCUCUUCAAUCAGGCGCCAAGGAGAUGUUCCAUCAAAACAUGAAGGAGAGGCUGAAGGGCCACCCUGAAAUCUUUGAGGCGCUUUUGCCUUCGUUCGCGCCUGGGUGUCGUCGUCUGACACCUGGCCCGGGAUAUCUCGAAGCCCUCACGCAGCCAAACGUUGAUUUUGUCACGUCCCCUAUAACUCGCAUUUCAGAAUCGGCCAUUCACACUGCUGACGGCAAGGCGUAUGAGAUUGAUGCUCUUGUGUGUGCCACUGGCUUUGUAUCUUCUGCACCACCUCCGUUUCCGCUCACCGGUAGUGGUGGGCUAACCAUGACAGAAAAGUGGAAAGAUCGCGCUGUAGCAUAUCUUUCGCAUUCAGUCGCUGGAUUUCCCAACCUCUUCAGCAUGCUUGGCCCUAAUUCGGCCGUUGGGACCGGUAGCUUGACAAUGAUGAUAGAGACAAUGGGCGAUUAUAUCAUCAAAGCCAUUCGCAAGAUUCAGAAAGACAACAUCGCGUCCAUGGUUGCCAAAGAGGCACGAGAAAAGGACUUUAUCGAGUACGUUGACGCGUACUUUGAGAAGACAGUCUUUGUCGACGAGUGCAGAAGUUGGUACAAGAACAAGGGUACCGGGGAGAUUGUGGGUCUCUGGCCAGGAAGCACGUUACACUGCAUCGAGGCGAUGCAGAGUCCGCGAUGGGAAGACUUUGACUAUGUCUAUCUGGCCGAGCUGGAUGACCAUGACACUGAUAGCAAACUGAAAGGUGUAGGCAGAAAUUCGAACAGAUUGGCCUGGCUAGGCAAUGGCAUGAGUGUCAAGGAACAAAAAGAGCAGGAUCUGGCCUGGUACUUGUAUCCGGAAUUCGUUAGCAAGCCCGCUGCGCCGUACCCGGAGAAGAACAAGAUCUAUGACAUACGUCCGUUUUCGUACUAA
Messenger RNA from Bipolaris oryzae ATCC 44560, 1839 nucleotides. RefSeq lists its product as uncharacterized. The record is from RefSeq and is a predicted model, not a curated record. Bases 1 to 1839 code for a protein of 612 amino acids. The transcript has 4 exons. Gene Ontology annotation, molecular function: flavin adenine dinucleotide binding; N,N-dimethylaniline monooxygenase activity; NADP binding. Lineage: Eukaryota; Fungi; Ascomycota; Dothideomycetes; Pleosporales; Pleosporaceae.